Molecule: messenger RNA, 1909 nt
Organism: Morone saxatilis (striped sea-bass)
Lineage: Eukaryota; Metazoa; Chordata; Actinopteri; Moronidae
Gene: mafaa
Product: v-maf avian musculoaponeurotic fibrosarcoma oncogene homolog Aa
Exons: 5
Coding region: 1022-1909 (295 amino acids)
Biological process (GO): regulation of transcription by RNA polymerase II
Cellular component (GO): nucleus
Molecular function (GO): DNA-binding transcription factor activity, RNA polymerase II-specific; RNA polymerase II cis-regulatory region sequence-specific DNA binding
Source: RefSeq, a predicted model, not a curated record
GCCUUCCAGCGCCUCAGUGACACUGCGUGGUUGCACCGUGGAGCUCUUAGAAACAGUUAGAGGGCCUUAAGAGAGAAAAGCAACUGGAAUUUAUCACCUCUUGCAUAAUAAUACACACACAGUCAACACGUAAGGUCAGCAGCGCGCCCCGGUGAGGGGGGACAGGACCGUGGGGACCGAAACUGUCAGUAAUCCGCUGCUUGCAUCAAAUCUCUGGACUGACCACAACACCAGGGGACCAGACUCUCCUGUCCCUCCCAGCAGGAGCACUACCUGCAGCUCCGCACUAAACUCUGAUGCAUGUGAACUUUCAAAACUUCUGCACGUGCCAUUCCAUUUUGGAUUCCCGGGGACCUUUUUGGCACACUUUUACGCACGCCUGCGCGUCCGCCCUGUGACUGUCACACACCGUCCGAGCUGAUUGUGUGAGAAACUUUGUAUCCGGGCCAUGCUGCAGUGACUCCAGCCCGCUGCCUGGGACUUCAUGAUCAAGUUGUAAACAGCGGGAGGCGAAGAAGGAUGCUUGGAAAAUAUUUAUAACGCACCGAGAGGAGGAGACGAAACCUUUUCGUGUUACUUGAUCGAGCAGAACCGAGGGACACUAAAUCACAAGGAGGCAAGUAGGCUGCAGAGGUGAAGCGAGGACAAGACAGGUUGGUGUCUCCAAAUUCACCGGGCUCGAGUUUCAGCCGCCCCGGGGGCUCCUGGUAUUAAAGCGUGCAUUUGACCUGGGAUAAGUUGUCAACAAGAGCAGCGAGCGGAGGCGAACUGGCAGGUGUACAAGUUCAUUUACAUGCAUACGUAUAUUCACGCUACUAUAUAUAGAAGUUGUCUUAGGGACGCGCAGCCUUAAAAAGUUUCUCCACCCACCCGCCGGCCCUGCAGCAGCCCCACGCACCGGGCGUGUGCGUGUGUCUAUAUAUACACCAUACAGGCUUUUAUUCCUCUUCGCAAUCUGUAUCCGAGAGGGCUGCCCGCCGUCGGUUUGGCUGUGAGGGCAGGAGUCGUCGCAUGGACUGAAAUGGCCACCGACCUCGCCAUGAGCGCAGAGCUGCCCAACAGCCCUCUGGCCAUCGAGUACGUCAACGACUUUGACCUGAUGAAGUUUGAGGUGAAGAAGGAGCCGCCGGAGGCCGACCGCUACUGCCACCGCCUCCCGUCGGGCUCUCUGUCCUCCACCCCGAUCAGCACCCCCUGCUCCUCCGUGCCUUCCUCGCCGAGCUUCUGCGCCCCGAGCCCGGGCGCGCAGCCCAACCAGAGCCUCACCAGCGGGGUCAACAGCAGCGGCAGCAGCAACAACAGCAGCGGCAACAACAAUCACAGCAACGCGGGCAAGCCUCAGCUGGAGGACCUGUACUGGAUCCCCAGCUACCAGCACCACAUCAACCCCGAGGCGCUCAACCUGACCCCGGAGGACGCGGUGGAGGCCCUCAUCGGCAACGCGCACCACCAUCACCACCACCACCAGGCCUACGAGGGCUUCCGCGGGCAGCAGUACGUCGGGGAGGACCUGUCCACGGCCUCGGCGGGCCACCAUCACCAGGCCCAUCACCACCACCAUCACCACCACCGCGACCAGAGCCACCGAGGAACUCAUUCAGCCUCUACCUGCCACGACAUUGGAGGACCAGGGAGUGAAAUACGAAGAAACGUGCAGAUGUGUGACGAGGACACCUGCUUCUUUUUGGUCUCCGAACACAUUCUUUCAGCGCUCGAGUCGACGGCUGCCCUCCGGCUGUGUGAGCUGCACCUCGGCCUCUCAACACAAACCCUGCAGCUGCAGGAAGGUCUCGUUCCUCCUGUUUGCCUCGGAGGUGCGUUCACCUUCCGCGGCAGCAUGAUUGACAUGCCCUCGGUGAAGCAGGCACAGAACAUCAUAACGCUCUCCGUUGUGGUGCCAGAGAAAUAA